AUGCCCACGUACGAGCGCUGGGUCGACGCCCUCACCCGCAGCGCCGGCACCGAGUUUGACAGGUUCUACAAGCGCGAGCGCGGCAUCGGGAAGGGCCACUUCUCGCGCGUGUACGUCGCCUCGGAUAGGAAUACCGGUGAUAAGUUCGCCGUCAAGGUUAUUAAGAAGGACAAGAACGACCUGGAGAAGAGCAAGAAGUUUAUCAGGAGGGAGGUCAAGGUUCUGUCCGUCACAGACCACCCCAACCUGGUCAAGGCCGUCGACUUCUUCUCUGCGGCCGGUAAGCCGCACAUCGUCCUGGAGUAUGUCUCCGGCGGCUCGCUGCGCGACUUCAUCCGGGCGCGCAAGCGUCUGUCGGAGGAGAACGCCCGCCCGGUCCUGCGCGGCAUCCUCAGCGCCAUCGCCUACAUGCACGACCUCAACAUUGUCCACCGCGACAUCAAGCCGGAGAACAUUCUCAUGGAGCGCCCGGACCUGCCGAAGAUCACCGACUUUGGCCUGGCCACCUUCUGCAACGAGGACAAGAACAUCCACUCCGUCGUGGGCACCCCGUCCUACGUCGCCCCCGAGAUCAUCCGCAACGUCCCGUAUGGGCCGCCCGCCGACGUAUGGUCGUGCGGCAUCGUCCUCUACUUCAUGCUCUCCGGCGAGCGCCCGUUCACCGGCGACACGAGAGAUGACAUCAAGCGCGCAGUGCUCGCCGGCGACUUGCGCUUUCCCAGCCAGCUGUUCGGCGCAUGCACGCCGGAGAUUAAGCACCUCAUUAACUCCAUGCUCGCGUUCGACCAGCGCAAUCGCAUCUCCGCACGCGAGGCCCUCUCGCAUCCGUGGCUGUCUAGAUGAGGCCGCGCAUGUCGGUGUGCUUGAUGUAUGUAUACAUUCGUCAUUCGAGAGCCGCAUGCCGGCAGAGCGCGCGCCUUAUAUGGCUUGCGCUAUUCUUCCUCGCGGCUUGGUAGUAGUAACAGUUUUGUUUGUGGAGGGGCGGAUGGGGGAUUUGCGUGCAGAGGCCAGGCGUAGUGUUGUUUUUGCGGUGGGUCGCUGACGGUUAACAUGGCGUGUCCUAGCAGUUUGGUGCUGUUUCCGUGCUGUGGUUUAGGCUACCAGUAAGGGGAUGAAAGCAUACAACUCGUGUAAUUAAAUGAAGGAGGACGCUUUUAACUAAAACUUUAUCUCGGCAUGGAUGCGAGAGGGCGUGGGAAUACGCGUUCGAUCUA
Chondrus crispus (carragheen) is the source of this 1214-nucleotide messenger RNA. RefSeq lists its product as hypothetical. Gene Ontology annotation, biological process: protein phosphorylation. The transcript is spliced from 2 exons. Gene Ontology annotation, molecular function: ATP binding; protein kinase activity. The record is from RefSeq and is a predicted model, not a curated record. The coding region runs from base 1 to 843 and encodes 280 amino acids. Lineage: Eukaryota; Rhodophyta; Florideophyceae; Gigartinales; Gigartinaceae.